Molecule: messenger RNA, 2005 nt
Organism: Aphis gossypii (cotton aphid)
Lineage: Eukaryota; Metazoa; Arthropoda; Insecta; Hemiptera; Aphididae
Product: trichohyalin
Exons: 9
Coding region: 349-1929 (526 amino acids)
Source: RefSeq, a predicted model, not a curated record
UUACAACUAUCGGCUAUGACUCAUAUAAGUUAGGUAUCUAUAUUACUACUUACUAUCUAUCUUACUUACUAACCUAUAAGAUAUUACCCAUAAUUAAAUUUAAGAACACGAAGUCUAGUCUGGUGUAUAGAAUAUGAUUCCAUUAAUUUAUUAUUUGACUCACGAUUUUUUUUAGUACAUUUUGUUUGUUGUCAAUGACAACCAAAAGUGUACUUACACAAUCAAUGAAUUCUUUUGUACAUCCAAUACUAUAGUACUAUAGUAGCCAGUAGUCAUUAGGGAAUACACCUUUUCGAUACAAAAGUGCUUUUAUAACAACUUUUUUUUAUUAUUCUCAUCAGUCUAAGUAUGGAAAUUUUUUACGUUGGUCACCGAAAUCCUAGUAAUCGUGCACUUUUAAUAUCCAAGAAAGAAUGGAACAGAUUGGGAAAAAUUUUAACAAAAAAAAUUGACGAUGAGGAAUCAAUAGAAGCCAGCAAGCGACUAAAAGAAAUGCGUCGAGAAACGUCAAAAAAAAUGGUAGAUGGUUGGGACAACACAGAACUGAACAAGACCAAAAAACUAUUGGAACAAAAACGAAAGGCGCUUUCUGAGUUGGAAGUCAAGCGGCAGCAGAGGGAUGAGGAGAUGAAGAGAGAAGCAUUAGAUGCCAGAAACAGGAUCAUCGAGAAAGCAUGCAAAUUGAAAUUCGAAGAGAGAGAUGCGACGAAAACAUUCUAUAGAGCUUUGCUACAUUCUGAAGUGUUCAAAGAGAGGGCGAUACAAUUAAAGUUUAACGAAGCUGAGAGGGAGAAAAGGAUGCAAAAGGACCUCGAGACGGCUCAAGAACAAAACAAGGAAGCGGAACGGUACAAAAAACACCGAGCAGACGAAAAACAAAAAGAUAAUGAACUAAAAAGAUCUAAAGCCGAAAUUUUGUUAAAAGAGCUGAAGGAACGCGGGGAUAAGAGAAACGAAGAACAGAUUGCGUCUCGUGAGUCUGGUAAGGCAGAACUACAAAAACUCGCCGAAGAAAUCGAGGAAGCCCGAAUAAAGGCCGCUGCCGAGGCACGGGUAGCGAAGGAAAAACUUCAAAAGGACAUAGCAGACAACCGCAUAAUGAUAACCAGACAAAACGACAUACGUGAGAUGGAAGAAUGGGAGGAGGACAUGGUUACUACCAUCAUGGCUGAAACAAAAAAGACUUUAGCCAGAGCACGGAGGUUAAAAGAAAUAGAACUGGUGGAAGUCAAACAAUUGGCGUUGGAGGAGAUGAGAAUGAAAUCGGCGGCUUGGCCGACGAAGCGAAAUGGAUGGUCAGAGUCUGACGUGCAGGACGCUAUUGAAACUCAGGAAAAACGGCAACGGUCGUCCUUUGUCAUCGGUUUUUUGUUUUUGGCACUCAUACCGUCCACUUACCGCAGGUAUCGAGAAGGGGAGCGCAAAAAGAGAGAGCUUGCCAAUAGGAAAAUAAAACACGUGGAGAUUGGCAAAAAACUAUGGGAAGAGGAGAUCUGUAGGCGACGAGAGCAAUCGGAACAGGACCUUCGAUCGGAGAUGUACAGACGCGAACGCGAAAAAAGGUUGCUGACAGAGUUUGUGGACUUGCGUAGGCGAAUGCAAUUCGAAAACGCUAAACAAUUUCGUGAGGAGCUUGAUAAACAGUGUGACGAUAAAAGGAUUACAUUAAUGGCCAAUAGACAGGCUGAUAUAGAUCGCCACGAAGCAUUUGAACGUCAGUGGCAAAGAGAAGAUGAAGAAUUCCUCAAGUAUGCUAAAAAUGUGAUUGAGAAAAAGAAAUUAGUUGGAAAUCCAGUUGCGCCACUACUUAACACGGUGAAAGAUUACCUUGAAAAGAAUAACUUAUGUGUAGACAAGGACAAUAAGAUAUCAAAAAAAAUUGCAAAAGGUCCAAUCUAUACGUCAAGAAUAAUACGCCAUGUUGAGUAAUAAUUAAAAAAAAAAUAUAUGUAUUUAAAAAUACCAAUUGUAAAAACAUAUUCAAAACAUUAAAAUAUAAGGCACA